Cyclopterus lumpus (lumpfish) is the source of this 1287-nucleotide messenger RNA. Its product is annotated as voltage-gated potassium channel subunit beta-2-like. Lineage: Eukaryota; Metazoa; Chordata; Actinopteri; Perciformes; Cyclopteridae. The record is from RefSeq and is a predicted model, not a curated record. Gene Ontology annotation, biological process: potassium ion transport; regulation of potassium ion transmembrane transport. Gene Ontology annotation, cellular component: membrane; cytoplasm; voltage-gated potassium channel complex. Gene Ontology annotation, molecular function: voltage-gated potassium channel activity; potassium channel regulator activity; transmembrane transporter binding. Bases 1 to 1287 code for a protein of 428 amino acids. The transcript is spliced from 14 exons.
AUGUUUGCGGGCCGCUUGCCGGCGACAGGAGCAGCCGGCGGGUCGGCAGCGACGGGAGGAAAAGGAGGGAAGUUCUCGGUAGAGGAGCUGUACGGUUUUAACAAGAAGCCGAAAGUGAACAGAGGGAAUGCUGGGAAACCAGAGACGAGUGACGGGAAGAAAGAAACGAAGGAGAAAGAAGAAUCUGUGCUGGCGUCUCAGAUCCUGGAGGCAGCGAGAAGGCUGAUGGAGAGACGACGACUGGAGAUGUACCUGAAAGAGUGUGAUGUCACCAUGGAGCAGAGCAACAUGCCAUACAGGAAUCUUGGAAAAUCUGGACUAAGAGUGUCCUGUUUGGGACUAGGAACGUGGGUGACAUUUGGCUCUCAGAUCUCUGACGAGAUGGCAGAGAGAGUGAUAACGCUGGCAUACGAAAGCGGAGUGAACUUGUUCGACACAGCAGAGGUUUACGCCUCAGGGAGGGCGGAGACGACUCUGGGAAACAUCCUGAAGAAGAAAGGAUGGAGGAGGUCCAGUUAUGUGGUGACCACUAAGAUCUACUGGGGAGGACAGGCAGAGACAGAGAGAGGGUUGUCACGGAAACACAUCAUCGAAGGCCUGCGUGGAUCCCUCUCCAGGUUACAGUUGGACUACGUGGACAUGGUCUUUGCCAACAGGAGUGACAUCAAUGCACCGAUGGAGGAAGUCGUACGUGCGAUGACCUUUGUGAUCGAUCAGGGUAUGGCCAUGUACUGGGGAACGUCCCGCUGGAACGCAGUGGAGAUCAUGGAGGCGUACUCAGUAGCCCGACAGUUUAACCUGGUUCCUCCGGUGUGUGAACAAGCCGAGUAUCACUACUUCCAGAGAGACAAAGUAGAGCUUCAGCUGCCGGAACUUUACCACAAGAUAGGUGUCGGGGCCAUGACCUGGUCCCCGUUAGCCUCCGGUCUGCUGACGGGGAAGUACAACGAGGGGGUCCCCGAGAGCUCCAGGGCAGCCAUGAAGGGGUAUACCUGGCUGAAGGACCGCCUCCACACUGAUGAGGGGAAGAAGCAGCUCACUAAGAUCAAAGAGCUCCUCCUGCUGGCCGACGGACAGAACUGCACUGCAGCUCAGCUCGCUAUAGCGUGGUGUCUCCGUAGUGAAGGCGUCAGCUCGGUUCUCCUCGGAGUCUCCAACACGGAGCAGCUGCUGGAGAACCUCGGUUCUAUCGGGGUUCUGUCUCAGCUGACUCCGCCCCUCAUCGCAGAGAUGGACGUGUUGCUCGGCAACAAGCCACAAAACGGCAAGAAGGAGGCGAGAAGCUGA